Prunus armeniaca (apricot) is the source of this 930-nucleotide messenger RNA. The record is from the annotation of a GenBank genome assembly. NCBI's taxonomy places the organism in Eukaryota, Viridiplantae, Streptophyta, Magnoliopsida, Rosales, Rosaceae.
AUGCUGGGAAAGGAAUUGAGUCGGAGUCAGGAGGACUGGAAGUAUCUUCCUCAACCACCAUACCCAUCGAGUUUACUCCAGCAGCCCUAUCCUAAGGGCUAUGAGGCACCAAACUUUGUUCUCUUUGACGGAAGGAAGGGGAGCUCGAAGGAGCAUGUCAACCGUUUCAUCGAUGCUUUGGGGCCACAUGCUGGAGAUUAUAAUCUCCGACGUAGAGAAUUUUCGAAGAGCCUUACCGAUUGUGCUUACACGUGGUAUAUGACGUUAGCACCAGGCUCUAUUCGUUCUUGGGAGGAUUUGGCAAACAGAUUCCGGGACCUGGCGUUGGAUUGCUACGAUGAGAAAGAUGAGGAGGCGCUUGUCGAAAUUUGCAUCAGCAAUAUUGUGGUAGAUUAUCGAGUUUAUUUGGAGAAUAUUGGCAUCAGUCAAUUUUCUCGGCUGCUGGAAGCUGUAAGGAAGACAAGCAUGUCUGUCAAACCAGUGAGGACUUGGAGGAGCAAUAAGAAGGAUACACACCAAGCAUUGGUCGCGAAUGACAAGCCAUCCAACGAUUACAAUUCGCGCAAACGGAAGGAUAGGAAGACAUAUCCACCGCUACCAUGCAAAGAUGAAGAAUUUCAUGCCAUCCUUGACACGAUGAUUGCUGAUGGCGCGAUCAAGCCUCUUAGAACCUACAAAAUUCCUACUAUAGAGGAGAAGAAUGAUCCUAGGUAUUGCUGUAUUCAUCAAUUCGUGGGGCAUCCAACUACUGCCUGUCAGAGUCUAAGGACGAUUUUACAUGCUAAAAUACAUGAAGGAGUCCUCGAGCUUCCCUCUAGGAAACAAACAAUUGAUGAAGACCCUUUGCCAAAACGAAGGGGAAAUGAGGUAGCCGCUGUCAUUACAUGUUCCGAUGAUUUGCUCGAUGAUGAUGAAUUGUGCCACCCAUGA